AUGAGGUUUUAUAUUGUCGCCUCGCUGGGAAUGCUGUUGGUCGCUUCGGCCCUGGUUGCCGCCGACCAGUACCAUCAUGCGCCAGAGUACGAACAUGCACCGGCCAAGCAUAUCCCGAUCGUGCACAGUGAAUCGUACAGCAGCCAUGACGGUAGCUACAAGUUCGCUUACGAAUCUGGCAACGGAAUCACGGCCCAGGAGGAAGGCUUCGUCAAGAACGCCGGCAGCAAGGACCAUGAGGUGCAGGUUGCUCACGGUUCGUACUCGUACACUGAUCCUCAUGGUGUCCCGGUGUCUCUGAGCUACGUCGCCGAUGAGAAUGGAUUCCAGGUGCAGGGAUCGCACGUCCCGACGCCACCACCGGUCCCGAAGGAGCUGGUCGAUGCUUAUGCCAAGGCCGCCAGCCAGCCCCAGAGCCACGAUGAGCCCGAGUAUGCUCAGCCCGCCCAGAGUCACGGCUACAAUGCGUACUAA
This is a messenger RNA of Anopheles maculipalpis, 474 nucleotides long. RefSeq names its product endocuticle structural glycoprotein SgAbd-2-like. Gene Ontology annotation, cellular component: chitin-based extracellular matrix. The transcript has 2 exons. The record is from RefSeq and is a predicted model, not a curated record. Lineage: Eukaryota; Metazoa; Arthropoda; Insecta; Diptera; Culicidae. The coding region runs from base 1 to 474 and encodes 157 amino acids. Gene Ontology annotation, molecular function: structural constituent of chitin-based larval cuticle.